Messenger RNA from Melampsora larici-populina 98AG31, 1278 nucleotides. It is a transcript of the gene MlpbW1, whose product is annotated as putative b mating type locus. The record is from RefSeq and is a predicted model, not a curated record. The transcript has 3 exons. Lineage: Eukaryota; Fungi; Basidiomycota; Pucciniomycetes; Pucciniales; Melampsoraceae. The coding region runs from base 100 to 1278 and encodes 392 amino acids. Gene Ontology annotation, molecular function: DNA binding.
CCAGCGUCAUGCCUCCACGUUUUUUCGAUCUACAUCUCGUGACAAUAUCCUCCAUCAAAACACCUGACUCUAAACCUCGCUCGUCGUCACCCUACCGUCAUGAUGUUCGCCAAUAUGUGGCAAUCGAUCUCCAACUGGGCUAGCGAUAUCAUCGAGUCAUUGCCGACCGCUGACUCGGAAGAGCCAAUCAUCUCUCAAACCCUCGACUAUCCUCUCGAUCCUUUGGCCCUUCCUGACCCACCCGAUGUUCGGAGGUUGCUUACCCUAGCAGCAGUACCUAUUGAAAUUGCGACCCAUUAUGAGAAGUCCUUCAAUGAAUUAAUCUAUGAGUUGAGCGAAUAUGUGAAAGCAAAAUACGAGGACGCGGUGAUGAAGAUUCACAAGCGAGCUUCUUUCGACAUAUCCGUGCAGCCCUGCUAUUUCCGGGCCUUGCGCAAUGGUCUCAUCGUCUACUACAACGAUAGCGUGCAGCAAGCAUUGCUUAGCCUUAAGUCGCGGCUGGCUACCCUCGAAUCACAUCCGAAGAUAUCAUCCUCCUUGCCCUCUGUAUCGUCACCCAAUUCAAGCGGCUCAGAAUCUCAUCAAAACCGCCGUGGUCGACCAUUUGUCUUCUCGAAAGACCAAACAGCUGUUUUGAGGGCUCUACUGGUUCACGAUGACCAAUUCUCCAAUGAAGAAAAAGAACUAAUUGCUCAAACUUUGAAUCUCACCCGAGCACAAGUGAAUCGAUGGUUUUGUAACGCACGCGCUCGCGGUGGACGAAAGAAACCUUACGAGAAACCGAUUCCUCGAGCUCAACGGCAGAACUUGGGCAAAUAUGUAUCAGAUGUGUGCCAAAACCAACGACGUAACAGCUCUCUAUCAUCCAGUGAAAGUUCUAGGUGUUCACGUUAUUCCUCAUCUGAUGACGAUGUUGAGAUGUGGCCAUGUACUGCUUUGCAAAACUCCGAUACAGAUGAUUCACCAUAUCUAACUACUGAAGCCGAUCCUUCCGAAAACAUCAUUCCCAUGGCUCAGCUUUACUCUCAAAUGUUAUCAGCGUGCGACGAUACAAGUCCAACAAAUCAAACAACGGAGAUGGAUACUAACCUACCGUCCUCAAACUUUUCAUUCUCAGAAUCUACCUCAUCCCUGAAUGAAUUCUUGCUGCCAAAUGACCUCUCAUCCCUCUUCACCGACCCAGAUCCAUUCAAUCUCAAUACAUUACCAGAUGAUGGUUUCGCUCAAUCUCUCUCAUUACCAUCAAGUCAUUCAGAAGAAUCUUGGAAAUUUUCAUAG